AUGGGAACGACGACGGUGAUGGUAAUGAUGGCUGCAAUUGUGCCGCGGGUACGGGUGUGGACGAAUAUGUCAUCGACGGUGAUGAUCUUGGGGAAGUGGACGGUGAGGCUCACCAUUGCGGGCGGGCUGUUGGCGCGAUUGCGGGCACUGUCCCUCCGCGGUUGCGGCACGGCUGUCGCAGGCCUGGCGUACGCACGGAUCGGACAGGUAGUGCAAUCUGGGCGCGACGCCCACGUGCCGUGCCUCGAUCGGGGCCGCGGGUACACGGCCGUGCCGUUGUCCGCCGCGGCCGCCGCCGCGCUCUGCCCAAACAAGGCGCUGGCCGCUCGUGGCCUCGCCGCCGUGCUGGGCUGCCUCCUGGCGUCGGCCGAGGUAUCGGUUGAUUUCCGUCAGUUGGAGUUGUUGCGGUCGGUGUUCCCGUCAGACCUUGAGCCCUGGGACGCCAUCGCGAAUGAGGGGCCAAGCGGCAGCCGUAUGGACUCGAUCGCCCGGCGCGCGAUGCGGAAAUGGCAGGGCGAUAAGAAAAGCGGUCUCCGAUGGGCUUCUUUGGCGUUUAUCGAUGCUGGCCAAGAAACAGGCUUCGUCAAGGCUCGCAACCCUAGAUUGAUACAGAAUAUGCGCAUCUGUUGUCUGGUCAGUGGAGUUGGCUUAACCGCCGAGCUGAUCAUGUUCAGAGUGUGGGAUUUGAGCCCCGACCGUUACCAGUCGGAGGAACAAAUGAAGAUCAACCAGCUAUCCAACCUUAGCUUUACCAUGUUGUGGGUCUACAACAUGGUAGUUUGGACAUCCACGCUUUCUUGCUUCACCCGAAGAAUCCCGCCGCCUGUGCUAGAGAUAAUUUACACGCUGUCCAUCUCCGUGGGCAUGGUGGCCUUUGUGCUGGCCACGCCACACUAUGCUGGCCGUCUGUUGGGUCUCGACACGAAGACGCACCUGGAGCCCCGGCAGCUCACCGACACGUUUGUCGUCCUCGGGCUGGACGCGUUGGUCACCUCGACGCACAUCGUGCUCCCCAUCCGCUACCAUCUCAUGCUGUGCGUGCAGGUGUGCAGCAUCUUAUGCUACGCGAUACCGGCCAUGGUCCUCGGCAGCGCCCACCCAGGGAACUUCCCGCACACGAUGGUGGCUUUCUCGAUGCUGAUAUACGGGCUGCCUUCGGCAACGCAGCCUGGACAGGGAGGAGAGGAUACACUACCUGGCGCUGAUCCGGGAGAAGUGCUUGAGAUUCGAGUCGGAGUUCCAGCUGGCCACGUACAAGGACAAGCACAAGGCACAGAAGAUGAAGCAGAAAGCGCCCGACGACGCGGAGUCGGAUAA
Molecule: messenger RNA, 1317 nt
Organism: Prorocentrum cordatum
Lineage: Eukaryota; Dinophyceae; Prorocentrales; Prorocentraceae
Source: the annotation of a GenBank genome assembly